AUGGGGGAAGGCCCCAUACUUGGAUACGAGAAAAAUCCUCCAGGGGACGUCGAUAUGGCAAAGAAAAAUGCUCAAGAGUCCUACCAGAGGGUGCAGGAAGCCAAGGCAAAGUCUCGGGCCAGGUCCGGGGGUUCCAAGGCGGUCGUCUCUCCUCCUCCUCUUCCUCCUCCUCCUAGAAAUGUGGGUACUCCCUCUCAGCCUAUUGUUAUUUCCUCCUCCUCAAAUUUGGCUCGACCACUCCCUUCUGCCCAACCGUUCUCCGAGCCAGAGAGUAAGAAGCGCAAGACUUCAGAGUCUGGCCCUUCUUGGGAAGGUGGUGUUAGGGCGGAGGCUCUUGCCUUCGUCCGAAAGAACAUCUAUCCACUUAUUAAUAUGGAUGAUGUUUCUGUUCGGAAGCACCUUGCCACUCUGGCCGAAGAAAGUUUUAGGGCGGCGGGAGUUUGUGGCAAACUUCUGGACAUGUUUGAGAAGACUCCCCUCAGCUCCUUGGGUACUUCCCCAAAGGUCGAGGAGCUGGAGGAGAGGCUUCUUAUGUUUGAAAAACAUCAGAAGGAGUUAAAGGAGGAGAGGGAUAAGUUAAGGAAGGAGAGAGACGACCUCCGGAAGAAGGAGAGCGAGCUGCGAGCCCAAUGUACUAUGGAGGUAAAUUUAAGGAAGGCAGCCCAGGAGAGUUACCAAAGCCUAUUUAAAGAUAUGGUGGAGGUGAAGAAGGAUUUGCUGAACUCUCGGACUGCUUAUGCUGACUUGGAGGACUCUAUCGCCGAUGAGUCAGACCUAAAGACUCGGGGGCAGAGGAUUAUAGAGUCUCUUCCUCCUUCUAAAGAUGAUCCGAGUCCUUCCACUCCUGCUCCGACUUCCUCUUUGGCUCCUCCUCCCGGUCCUGGUGACGUUCCUCCUGGUGGUGGUGAUUCCUCUGCAGCUUCCAAGAAAUGA
Messenger RNA from Arachis stenosperma, 933 nucleotides. RefSeq lists its product as uncharacterized. Bases 1 to 933 code for a protein of 310 amino acids. The transcript has 3 exons. NCBI's taxonomy places the organism in Eukaryota, Viridiplantae, Streptophyta, Magnoliopsida, Fabales, Fabaceae. The record is from RefSeq and is a predicted model, not a curated record.